AUGGCUUUCCGCUUCGCCGCAAGAAGACUCGCCCUCACCCGCUCCGCCGUGCCGGCGCGUGCCUUCCACUCGACGCCCGCCGCCUUCGUCAAGGUUGGCGACGCCGUGCCCGAGGUCGACCUCGUCGAGAACUCGCCCGGUAAUAAGGUCAACCUCGCCGAGGAGUUUGGCAAGGUCACCAAUGGACUCAUCAUUGGCGUGCCCGCCGCCUUCUCCCCCGCGUGCUCCGCGAGCCACAUCCCUUCGUACAUCAACCACCCGAAGCUCAAGGAGGCCGGACCCGUCUUUGUCGUCUCCGUCAACGACCCCUUUGUCAUGAAGGCCUGGGGUGACCAAUUGGACCCCGCCGCCCAGACUGGAAUUCGAUUCCUGGGAGACCCGUCUGGCGAGUUCACCAGAGCGUUCGACGUCGACUUUGACAGCAAGGCCAUCUUCGGCAACGACCGCAGCAAGCGCUAUACCCUCGUGAUCGAGAACGGAAAGGUCAAGGAGGCCCACGUUGAGCCCGAUAACAUUGGUACCGCAGGUGACACUCUCGAGGGUGGUGGUGGCGCUCAGGGCAGCUCUAGGCAAGGACCAAAUUUCGGCACCAUUCCUCCCACUACGCGGAAGAGAAAGGCCGCUGAGGCGACGAUAUCCUCCAACAACCAAGACACCGCGACAAAGAAGAGGAUCGCCUCGGCUGCUGGACAGGACGCUCCCCCAACCCCCGUCACCACCGCGAGCAACGGCAUGGGUUCAGAGGAGGACUUCAUGUCGGCUCCCUCGAGCGACGACGAGAUCAUGCAGGAUGACAGCGGCGAGGACAUGUCUGGUCCCGAUGAUUUCGAUGAAGAUGACUUCGAAGACGAGCCCGAGGACCUGGGCAUGAUCAAAGACUCCGACAACAAAAAGAAGGUGGCCUACGACAUCUCAUUCAAAGUCUACGAACCAAAGGAUAUUCAGCGUCAACAGGAUGACAUGAUUGACGAGGUCAACAUGAUCCUGAACAUCCGCAAGGAGGAUGUCGCGAUAUUGCUGCGGCACUUUAGGUGGAACAAAGAACGUUUGAUCGAGGACUAUAUGGACGCUCCCAACAAGGUCUUGGAGGCUGCAGGUCUUGGCUCGAACGUGGCUGGCCCGCCCAAGCUUGAAGCUAUUCCGGGUUUCAUGUGCGACAUUUGCUGCGAAGACGAGGAGGGCCUCCAGACCUUCUCUCUUAAGUGCGGCCACCGAUACUGCGUAGACUGCUACCGCCAAUACUUGACUCAAAAGAUUCGCGAAGAAGGCGAGGCGGCUCGUAUCCAGUGUCCGGCCGAGGGCUGCGGCCGCAUCAUCGAUUCAAAGUCCUUGGAUCUGCUCGUUGCAGCCGAUCUCAACUCCCGAUACCACGAGCUGUUAAAUCGGACGUACGUGGAGGACAAGGAGAUCCUGAAGUGGUGCCCUGCACCCGACUGCCCAAAUGCCGUGGAAUGCGCCAUUAAGAAGAAGGACUUGGACAGAAUCGUUCCCACACUUGUCAAGCGAUGGCUGAAGAAAUGCGCAGACGAUUCGGAGACUGCAAAUUGGAUAUCGGCCAAUACCAAGGAGUGCCCCAAGUGCAACUCGACAAUCGAGAAGAACGGCGGCUGCAACCACAUGACAUGCCGAAAGUGCAAGCAUGAGUUCUGCUGGAUGUGCAUGGGCCUAUGGUCGGAGCACGGCACGAGCUGGUACAACUGCAAUCGUUUCGAGGAAAAGAGUGGUACAGAUGCGCGUGAUGCCCAGGCCAAGUCCCGCAUAUCGCUGGAACGCUACCUGCAUUACUACAACCGAUACGCCAAUCACGAACAGUCUGCCAAGCUAGACAAAGACAUUUACCAUAAGACGGAGAAGAAGAUGGUCCAGCUUCAGACAGCCUCGGGCAUGUCUUGGAUUGAGGUUCAAUACCUGAACCAGGCCUCACAAACACUGCAAACUUGCCGGCAGACUCUUAAGUGGACCUACGCCUUCGCAUUUUAUUUGGCGCGCAACAACUUGACCGAGAUUUUUGAAGAUAACCAAAAGGACCUUGAGAUGGCUGUCGAGGCCUUGUCAGAGAUGUUUGAGAAGCCCGUCCAGGAGCUCUGUGACAAGAAGUUGAAAGUCGACAUUAUGGACAAGACUUCAUACUGCAAGAAGCGAAGGAUUAUCUUGCUUGAAGACACUGCAGACAACCUGGCCAAUGGACGUUGGACAUUUAACAUCGUGGAUGAUGCGGCCCCGGUGGAGCGCGAAUUCGAUGAAGACAGCGACGACGACUUCUUCUACAACGAGCCCUUCCCUGUCGACAAUGUGGUGAGGCAGUGGCGGCUGCCGUGGUGA
Messenger RNA from Colletotrichum lupini, 2322 nucleotides. Its product is annotated as IBR domain-containing protein. The record is from RefSeq and is a predicted model, not a curated record. The coding region runs from base 1 to 2322 and encodes 773 amino acids. Gene Ontology annotation, molecular function: zinc ion binding; ubiquitin conjugating enzyme binding; ubiquitin protein ligase activity. Gene Ontology annotation, cellular component: ubiquitin ligase complex; cytoplasm. The transcript has 10 exons. NCBI's taxonomy places the organism in Eukaryota, Fungi, Ascomycota, Sordariomycetes, Glomerellales, Glomerellaceae. Gene Ontology annotation, biological process: protein polyubiquitination; ubiquitin-dependent protein catabolic process; cellular response to oxidative stress.